Drosophila subpulchrella is the source of this 1161-nucleotide messenger RNA. RefSeq names its product wiskott-Aldrich syndrome protein family member 2. The coding region runs from base 1 to 1161 and encodes 386 amino acids. The transcript has 3 exons. Lineage: Eukaryota; Metazoa; Arthropoda; Insecta; Diptera; Drosophilidae. The record is from RefSeq and is a predicted model, not a curated record.
AUGUUGCAGCUGUCACUAGCCCUGCUGCUAUUUCUGGCUCUUUUCGCUAGCCUAGAAGCAGCACCUUCCCCAUCAUCUGGAUUAAAACAAGAGAAACUUGUGCGGGUAUAUGAAAUCAAUGAGGCACAGUACAAGCGGAUUUUGCAACUGACCAAUGGCAGGAAUGUAAUAUCGGAGGCUCGGUUGAUCAACGGAGGCAUCUCCACCGUAGGCGAGACUUUGAAUUCCGGUUGGAACUCUCUUCUACGGAUCGUGGGUCUGACCACCGUCAGAAAGGCUGAUGAGGCCGAGAAGGUGGACUUUGAAGGUCAGCCCUUAUGUGUGAUCAAGACACGAGAGGGCGAGAGUAGGGGCGAGGAAGUGAUCUCAGCACGAAGCUCGGGAUCAGCCGACGAGGCCGAAGAAGAGGAUUCCACUAUCCACUGCAUAGUGGUGCUCAAGAAGGACAGCGACUUUGAGCUGCCCACCCAGGAUCCUCAUCCAAACUUCGUCCAGUACUGGAAUAAACCACAGACCCCUACUCCUGUAGAGGAAUCCCCUGUUCAAAAUAAGCCUGAAGAAGUGUCUGAGGAGGAAGUGGCCAUUGAGGAGACCACUCCAGCUCCUUUAAAAAAGAAGAAGAUCAACAAGAGCACUUAUCCAAAGGAAGCCGGUUUGGAGGAGGAAUCGGAUAAAUCCCGACAGUAUCCUUACCCACCAGUGCCGCCACAGUAUGGAGCUGCCUAUCCACCUCCACCCCCUCCUUAUGGAGGCUAUCCCUACCCUACCUAUCCCAAUCCCCAGCCUUAUCCCAACCCGCAGCCUUAUCCCAUUCCUCAGCUUUAUCCGAACCCUCAGGCAUUUGGUCCUCAACUUCCCAUCGGACCUUCACCCUAUGGACAGUCACCUUAUGGACAAUACCCGCAGCCCAUCUAUAACCCCCAACCGCCCAUUGGUCCCUAUCCUCAACCUAUUUAUGGAUCUAAUGGAAAUCCACACUUGGAUCUUCAGGCCCAUUUGGCCCAGGGAAAUGCAAUCGAGGAUAAAGAGAAGGCCGAGGCUGAUGACGACCUGGAAUCAGAUGAAGACUCCUACGAGUCCGAAGAUGAAGAUGACUAUCGCUAUAAGAAACGUUAUUACUCCCAAAAGCCUUUGUACCUUCAAGAAACGUAUAAUAACUAA